AGGUUAUAGCGAAAGUGUACAAACCGUAAAUCAUCGCUAUAUAAGAAUAACUCUGCUAUCUUAAGUGAGGCGUUAUGCGAGUGAGAAUAUGGCGCUGUCUGAGUACUUAAUCGAAUACGGAUCAGUACUUGCGAGAAUCGUUCGCCAUCAACAGUGGUAUACCCAGUGAGGCGGCUGAUGUUACGGAUUAGUCCGGGAGGGGCGUCGAGUAAGCUGGGUAAACUAGCAGAAACUUGAGGUGCUACGUACUGCGCUGGAACAUCAGCCACCCACCCAUAUAUGAAUUCCUUUCGUGGGGAAAGGAGGCUCAACGAUUCCGCGAAGCUACAAAGGCCAUUUGGUGACGCUAUUCUGUCAAUCAAAUGCAAUGUCGGCGACUGAUGGCUUUGAUGCACUUGACAACAUAUUAUUCACAGAAUGCCGGUGCCAUAAAAAAGCACCCUACUUAUUGAUGAUUCCACUAGACCAAAAUGGUGACCCUGCUUGGAAUCAUCCUCAACACAUUUAUCGAGCAGCGAUAUGCAGAGAACUUCAGUGCGGCUUCUUUAGUCCUUUACGCAAUUGCGAAAAUGAAAUUCCUAUGGCGGAAAAAUACAAGCACUGGGAGUCUCAGUACGCAUUGUACCAAAGCCAGGCCAUGCAGCAGGAGAACCUGAGAAGUAUAUCGCGAUCGCAAAUUGAGGAUGCCAGGAUUGAAGGAAACGGUAGUCGAAUUGGAAAUGACCUCAUCAACCUGAGCUUCAACUUUCUACAAAACCAUAGCAUCCCCACAUCGGCGCCCAUAAAUCCAUCUUUCUGGACUCUAGUGGAGAACAGUACAGAGCUUUCCAUGCUCCUAAAUCCUUCGUUCGACACUAUAUUAGGGAACAGUGGAAGACUCGAACAACAACGACGUUGGAUACUCUUUGCCAAAUUGAUGUUGGGUAUGUAGGCUUGAGGUGGAUUGUGGAAAGGAGUUCUUUAUAAAACAUUCUUGAAAGGCCUGCUACGAGAUCUGAGACAAAAGCAAGAUACCGAAAAAGUUCCCCGACACUCGAACUGGAGCCGUCAAGUGGAAGUAAUAGUUGGGAAUCGCCCGUUGUCCAUCCACCUCGAUUACGCCCUGGGCAGUCGGUAUUGGUAUGAAUUCCAUCAUCCAACCUGGUUCUAAGGGGAGGGCCGUAGGAUUUUCGAAAUGGAUAGCGGUGACGCGGGUUUGUAACGGUUUCGCAUGGCCAUCUGGGAGUUGGCUCUAGAGGAGAGAUGAGGUUAGCAGGCAAGGCAAAUAGAACCACCUGGAUCUCGCAGCCCCGGAUGCGGAAAGGUAAAACAGAUUGCCUCGUCAUCAUUAAUCGCAAAUAGCACGUACUUUGAUUUCUUGUGUGAAGAGCU
Messenger RNA from Xylaria bambusicola, 1371 nucleotides. RefSeq lists its product as uncharacterized. NCBI's taxonomy places the organism in Eukaryota, Fungi, Ascomycota, Sordariomycetes, Xylariales, Xylariaceae. Bases 368 to 931 code for a protein of 187 amino acids. The record is from RefSeq and is a predicted model, not a curated record. The transcript is spliced from 3 exons.